Vollenhovia emeryi is the source of this 3223-nucleotide messenger RNA. It is a transcript of the gene Akt, whose product is annotated as RAC-gamma serine/threonine-protein kinase. The transcript has 7 exons. NCBI's taxonomy places the organism in Eukaryota, Metazoa, Arthropoda, Insecta, Hymenoptera, Formicidae. Gene Ontology annotation, molecular function: protein serine/threonine kinase activity; ATP binding. The annotation marks the transcript as partial. Gene Ontology annotation, biological process: protein phosphorylation. The record is from RefSeq and is a predicted model, not a curated record.
AGCGGCGGCGGCAGCGGUGGCAGCGGUAGCGGCAGCGGAGUCAGCGGAGUCAGCGGCAGCGGCGGCCAACGUAUCGUUAAAGAAGGAUGGCUCCAGAAACGCGGAGAGCACAUAAAAAAUUGGAGAUCGAGAUAUUUUGUCUUGAGAGACGACGGUACGCUGGUCGGGUUCAAGGCGAAACCUGAACCGCAGAUGGCUGCGCAAACGUCUACCCAGCCGUUAAAUAACUUUACAGUGCGCGGGUGCCAAAUAAUGUCGGUGGACAGACCUAAACCCUAUACAUUUGUUAUCAGAGGCCUCCAGUGGACGACCGUCAUCGAGAGGACGUUUCACGUGGAAACUGAGCAGGAAAGGGAAGACUGGGUAGCAGCAAUCAGAUAUGUAGCCGAUAGAUUAGCUAAUGAGGAAAAUCAGCAGCAAGAACAGCCACAGAUGCAACAAUCUUCUUCCUCAGAAGACGUUGAUAUGGAAUCGUCAGUGGGUGCUAGGUCUGAUUCUUGUAGUUCCUUAGGUGUUGUGUCUACUGAUAUAGAUGGAGGUAGUAUCGAUGAAUUAUCAGCGAAAUUCAGCGUCCAAGGAACUUCAAGUAGUAAAAGCACUGGAAAGAAGAAAGUCACACUUGAAAAUUUCGAGUUUUUAAAAGUUCUGGGGAAAGGAACGUUUGGAAAGGUAAUUCUUUGUAGAGAAAAAGCGACGGGACAUUUAUAUGCUAUCAAAAUCUUAAGAAAGGAGGUCAUUAUCCGUAAAGACGAAGUGGCACACACACUUACUGAAAACAGAGUAUUACGCACUACUAAUCAUCCGUUUUUAAUCUCUUUGAAGUACAGUUUUCAAACGGCGGACAGGCUGUGUUUUGUUAUGGAAUAUGUAAAUGGCGGCGAAUUAUUUUUCCAUUUGAGUCGAUCACGUGUAUUUGGCGAAGAUCGUACUCGAUUUUAUGGCGCAGAGAUUAUAUCGGCCUUAGGUUACUUGCACUCGCAAGGCAUUAUAUAUCGUGAUCUCAAAUUGGAAAAUCUCCUGUUGGACAAAGACGGACAUAUUAAGAUUGCUGACUUCGGUUUGUGCAAAGAAGACAUUACUUAUGGGAGAACAACAAAAACAUUUUGCGGAACACCAGAAUAUUUGGCACCGGAAGUACUUGAAGAUAACGAUUAUGGACGAGCUGUAGACUGGUGGGGUGUGGGUGUAGUCAUGUAUGAAAUGAUGUGUGGUCGAUUACCUUUUUAUAACAAAGAUCAUGAAAAGCUGUUUACGCUUAUUUUAUUGGAAGAAGUAAAGUUUCCUAGGAUGAUUAGCAAUGAAGCGAGAGCUAUGCUUGGUGGUUUAUUAAUUAAGGAUCCAAGCAAAAGAUUAGGUGGUGGACCUAAUGAUGCGAAGGACAUCAUGAAUCAUGCAUUUUUCUCAUGUAUUAAUUGGACAGAUCUUGUCCAGAAGAAGAUUCCUCCACCUUUUAAGCCGCAAGUGACUUCAGAUAUUGACACUCGAUAUUUUGAUAGUGAAUUUACCGGCGAAAGUGUUGAACUUACACCCCCGGAUCAGGGCUGUUUGGGUAGUGGAGGGGGUUUAAAUUCUAUAGCAGAAGAACAAGAACAUUUUCCUCAAUUUUCAUACCAGGAAAGUCAUUCAGCAGCAACUUCUUCCAUUGUUUCGAUUAAUCACUGACAGUGUCAAGUGUCAGCUUAAUUAAUGUAACGAUAUGUGGUUCAAUGCAUGGAAAAGAGUAAAAUGAUUAUGAUAUGCAUCUGAUGAUUAUCUGCAAAGCUUGAAAUUUUUCCAAAAAGCAGAUCAAUCAAAUCUUAUCUUUCUUUACGAUGCUUUUUCUAUGCAUCUUAAGAGAUUGUCACACAUAUCUCCAUGGCAAAAGAAAUUAAUAGAUUUAUGCGUAUAAGUGUGCGCGCGCAUAUUACACCUAUACACAUUCAUUAAAAUUGUAUAUGGUAAAAUGUAUACUAUAAGAUUAGAUUGAGAUAGUAUGAUUAAUAUUUGCAUAUAGACUCGAAGGAAUAUGACAGGGAUUAAAUUACGUUUUUAAUUGAAUGGAGUUAACUAAAAUUCCUUGAGACAUAUUGUGAAUAUUGAAUAAUUUUCUUGUCAUCAAGGAACGUGCGGUAAUUAUAAGUAUAUUUCAUUUAACAAAAGCUGCACUUGACACUUUCCAACUUCAUUAUCACUGUGUAUUACUUUAUUUAUGGAAGGGCAGUUCCUGAUCUUUUUUUUAAUUCAAUAGAUAACUGUUGCGGCAGAUGCCAAAAUAGAAAAUUGCAACUGGCAAAAAGCUAACGAAAAAAAAAAAUGGUUUGUCCAUUGUGAAAGUAGAAUGUGUAGUAAAAUAUCAGCUUUAAUUGAAUUAUUGUAUAAAUUGGAGGUCACUUUUUUAGCCUUAUAAAAAAAUUGUCAUUAUUGUGACUGAUAAUAAUUAGAGAUGUGCGAGUAUUCGGAAAUUCUGGGCUGUAUAGAAUUCGGACCACUUGUUCGAAAUGAAUGUUUGAACCUUUGACUAUUUUUGGAAUUGCUUGGAAAAGGAAACUGUUGAAAAGAAAUUUGUGGCUUAAAUAUUUUCUACCUACAUUACUUUCCAACUAUCAAAAUAUAUUAACUUAAUUAUAGAUGCAUGCGUAUAGAAAAUUAGAAAUUAAGAGGUUUAUUCUGUAAAAAUGUUUCUGUGCCACUAUAUCUCUAUAAGCUUGCUACACUGUAGUGCAAGCGAGAAAGAAUGAAGAGCUAAAGAGCUAGUAGAGUGAAAAUCUUACAGAACAAACUUCUUAAUUUUUUAUUACAUUGCAAUUAGAUAUCUUAUCGUUGAAGCUUAAAUAGCGAAUUCGGUUGCUCGCACUAAUACGCACUGGGUGCACACUAAGGUUUGUUUUUGCCCAAAAAAUGAUCCGUACGGAUGCAGUACAAAUCAUUUUACUGGCUGAGAAAUAUCUCAAAAGAUAUUUAGGACGAUCCUAUAAGACUUGACUGUAAACAAGCCUUAGCAUGCACUCAGUGCUCAUUAGUGUAAGCAACCGAGUUCGCUAUAAGCAACAAACACUUGAUUCCAUAAAUAUAUCCAAUACAACUUAAAUAUCUAAAAGAUACUAUAUGUAAUAUUUUACUGCAUUAUAGCUUAUUUACUUUCACUGAAUAAGACCUUUGGAGAAACCUUUGAAUCUUGAAAAAUGUGAAAAUUUUUGUAUUUUUGAUUGGAUUACACAAUUAAUAUGCUAGAUAUUAUAUAUUU